AAUAAUAUUUUAUUUAUAUAUUCAUUUUAUAUAAUCAAAAUAUACACACAUAUACUACACCAAAUAAUUGAAAUGAGUAUCCACUCAAGUCAAAAUCUCGACCGUGAGAUACCGUGGCUUGCUGUGGAACUAGCUCCUGAAAGCAGUCGCCCAAGCGUGAAACAACGACUUAAAAGCUUUCGGCCCUUGACUUUUUAAUUAAUUUGUUGCAAAUGCGAAGGAGCCAUAUUUUCACACUUGAAAACGUGUCGUCAGAACUUUCUUCUUAGAAACAUCCUUUCUGUGGUCCCUUUUUUCAAUCAUUGAAGCCGAAAAGCCAAAAUUCAUUCAGAAUUGAAACCAUAAAAUAUUGUUUCUUUGUUUACUCUUUGUUCGCUUGAAUUACCUUGAAAAUUUCUAGUUAGUUCUGUUCUCUCUGUCAGACUUUCAUUUGAGUUAACACCCGGUUGACUGGUUGGCACCUGAUGGUUACUUGACAUUUAUAUGUAAUGUGGAAGUCCUUAUUGAUCAGAUUUAUAAUGAAGUUCUAAGGAGGUUUUACAAGUCCGAACCGAAUGCAUCCCUGAAGAAAAAUGAAGAGAGAAAUCACAUUGGUCCCUUCUCAAUGUAUUUUAUUCUUACUAUGUGGAUAUUUGUUGUUACCGGUAAAGGCUGUGGGUGAUCCAAGAUCUCAAAUUGUCAAAAUUAUAUGCGGAAACCAAUUGGAGCAAAACACAACUAUUUUUGUGCCUAAUUUUGCCACUACAAAGAAAAACAUCAGUGACAAAUGCGAUCAGCUGGCUUUGGAGAGGCAGUUACAGAUUCAGGUCCAAACGCAAACUAUGGGCUUGCACAAUGUUACGGAGACCUCACUUUGUUAGAUUGUCUGUUAUGCCAUGCUGAAGCACGUACACUUCUUUCCCAAUGUUUCCCCAACAAUGGAGGUCGAAUUUACCUUGAUGGAUGCUUCAUGAGAUCAGAGAAUUAUAGCUUCUUUGAAGAGUAUAAAGGUCCAGGAGACCUGGCAGUUUGUGGGAAUACAACAAGAAAGAGUUCAAAAUUUCAAGAAUCAGCUAGGCAGGCUGUGAUGCAUGCAGUUGCUUCUGCACCUAGUCAUAGAAAUUAUGCCCGAGCUAAGACAAGUGCUUCAGGUUCCAAUGAGCCAGCCUAUGUGUUGGCUAAUAGCUGGAAGAACCACAAUAAGAGUUCAUGUGAAGCAUGCUUGGGGAAUGCCUCUGCUUCUGUGAUGGGGUGAUUGCCUUGGUCAGAGGGUCGAGCACUGAAUACCGGGUGCUUCUUAAGGUAUUCGGACAGAAAUUUCCUUAACAAAGAACUGGGAAAUGGAAGCAACAGAGGGUGUACCGCCUGAUGGAAAAGAAAUUGCUGUCAAGAGGCUUUUCUAUAACAACAAACACAAGGUAGCGAAUUUCCACAAUGAAGUUGACAUUAUAAGCAGCGUAGGGCACAAAAAUCCGGUGAGAUUGCUGGGGGAUGCAGCUUUUCAAGACCUGAAAGCCUUCUUGUCUAGGAAUUCCUGCCUAACAAGAGCCUUGAUCGCUUCAUCUUUAGUAAUUAAUAAAUCAAUGAAUGAGAAUUUUGACAGCGCAAAUAUGGCUUAUUAUUGAACAUGCACUAUUUUGAUCAACAUUGUCUUCUCAUUCGUAUAGCAAUACACUCUUACACUAAAUUCUGAACC
This is a messenger RNA of Mangifera indica (mango), 1675 nucleotides long. RefSeq names its product putative cysteine-rich receptor-like protein kinase 43. Bases 1320 to 1604 code for a protein of 94 amino acids. Lineage: Eukaryota; Viridiplantae; Streptophyta; Magnoliopsida; Sapindales; Anacardiaceae. The transcript has 2 exons. The record is from RefSeq and is a predicted model, not a curated record.